GAGGCAAUAGGAGCUGGGGCGCGGUCUCCAUGUCCCCGAGGACCCUGGCCAGGCCCCCACACCCACACCCACUCAGCAGAGACUCAGCAGCACUCUUAAGUUGCACCGGCUGGAGUUCGGCUGGCCGUCUCUUAUCCACCUUUCUGCUCUGUCUGCUCCCGGAGGUGCAGAAAGGAAGGAGUUAAAUGGAAUCUGAAGGUACCGCUUGGUGGGUCACCUUGAUUCUCAGACUGGGUUCUUUCCCUUCUGCCAGAGGGAAGGAGACUGGGAACCAGGAGUGGGGGAGGGUGGGGACCCGGCAGGCCCCACCUCCAGGGCCACAGGAGCCGCCCAAGCUCAGAGGCUUGCACUGGCCUCAUGGCUGCCGACCCCAGCAGACGCCUCUGCCUGCUGCUGCUGCUGUUCCUGCUGCCCUGCCGCCUUGUGCCUGCCAGCACUGAUGGGAACUCCCUGAGUCCCCUGAACCCCCUGGUGUGGUUCUGGUCUGCCAAGACCACUGAUUCCUUGGAAGGCCCGGUCUCGCAACCCCACAUCAGUUCACCUGUGCAGUCCACAGAGAAUCCCACCACGCACGUGGUCCCCGAGGAUGGCCUCACAGAACAACAGACAACUGCCAGACCCAAGCUGCCCCCGGAGGAAGAGGAGGAGGAUCGGGAAGCUGACCAGGGUGACAGCCCUGCAACCCCUGCUGUCCCCAUUCCCCUGGUGGCCCCUGCUGCGAGCCCAGACAUGAAGGAGGAGAACGUUGCUGGCGUUGGAGCCAAGAUUCUGAAUGUGGCUCAGGGCAUUCGGAGCUUUGUCCAGCUGUGGGAUGAGGACUCCACCACUGAGCACUCUGCUGGGAUUGAGCCUUCAGAUUCCUUCAUCCCUACAGUCCUCCCCACUCCCCCUGAGUUCUCCAGUGCUCCCCAGGGCGGUAAGACCACUCUCUGGCUAAGCAGUGGUGCUCCAAGUUCGGCAGAUGCUCGGACAACCGAGGCUGGCUCGCUGGCUGUGCCCACCCAGCCAACUCUCUUCCAGAGCAGCCUCCAGGCACCACUGGGAAGACCCUCAGUGUCACCAGCAUCGCCAGGUAGAGCAUUUCUCUCUUCUACACGGAUCAGGGCUCCUCCCUGGGGGAAUCAAGAGCCCCCCAGGCAGUCCCAGCAUCCAGAGGGGAAAGGACUCUCACCUAAGGCAGCCAGGUCCAGCCAGCAGCACAGACACUCUUAUGUUCACUCUGACAUCCAUGGGUACACACCUCUUCUUCCCUCGGUGACGGGUCCUCUGGUGACGGGUCCUCUGGUGAUGGGUCCUCUGGUGACGGCUUCUCUGAACGUGCACGGUCUAUUCUCUGUUCCUUCCUCUGACCCUUCAGCCCGACUCUCUCAAAUAGAGGCUCUCCCUGGGUCCCCAGGUGCUUGGGCCUCCCACAUGGCUCCUUCUUCAGGGCCUGAGCUUUCUAACGACUCUGCCGUGGUGGGAAUUGACUCUCUGACCUCUAGCAGCCGCUGUCUGCCCCUGCCGCCCACUCUGGCCGUCUGCAGCCGCUUAGGGAUCGGACGCUUUUGGCUGCCUAAUCAUCUCCGCCAUACAGACAGCGCGGAGGUAGAGGCCACCGCACAGGCUUGGGGGCGCCUCCUCCGAACAAACUGCCACCCGUUCCUGGCCUGGUUCUUCUGUCUGCUGCUGGCUCCCUCGUGUGGCCCAGGCCCACCCCCUGCCUUGCCACCCUGCCGGCAGUUCUGCGAGGCCCUGGAGGACGAGUGUUGGGACUACCUAGCUGGGGACAGGCUGCCUGUCGUCUGUGCCUCUCUCCCGUCUCAGGAGGACGGGUACUGUGUGUUCAUUGGGCCAGCUGCAGAAAAUGUUGUUGAGGAGGUGGGGCUGCCGCAGCUCCUUGGAGACCCCCUGCCCCAGCAGAUCUCACAAACCGACGACCCUCACGUCGGGCCGGCCUACAUCUUUGGACCAGACUCCAACAGUGGCCAGGUGGCCCAUUAUCACUUCUCUAAACUCUACUUCCGAGACUUCUCGCUGCUGUUUCUUGUCCGGCCAGCCACAGAGGCCGCGGGGGUGCUGUUUGCCAUCACAGAUGCCGCCCAGGGGGUGGUCUCGCUAGGCGUGAAGCUCUCAGAGGUCCGAGAUGGACAGCAAAGCAUCUCAUUGCUCUACACGGAGCCUGGGGCCAGCCAGACCCAGACGGGAGCCAGCUUCCGCCUACCCGCGUUUGUUGGCCAGUGGACACACUUCGCGCUCAGUGUGGAUGGAGGCUCUGUGGCUCUCUACGUAGACUGUGAGGAGUUCCAGAGAGUUCCAUUUGCUCGGUCUUCACAGGGUCUGGAGCUAGAGCGUGACUCUGUCGUCUUUGUGGGCCAGGCUGGUGCAGCAGACCCUGACAAGUUCCAGGGGAUGAUCUCGGAGCUGAAGGUACGUCAGACCCCCCGGGUGAGCCCCGUGCACUGUCUGGAUGAAGAUGAUGAUGAUGAAGACCGGGCAUCUGGAGAUUUUGGAAGUGGCUUUGAAGAGAGCAGCAAAUCACACAGGGAGGAUACGUCUCUGCUAUCUGGGCUCCCCCUGCCACCUCCUGUCACUUCUCCACCCCUGGCUGGAGGCCGCACCACAGAAGAUUCUAGAACCAAAGAAAUGGAGGAAGAAGCCACGGUAGAUUCUAUAGGAGCUGAGACCCUUCCUGGCACGGAUUCAAGCGGUGCGUGGGAUGAGGGUGCCCAGAACCCUGGAGGUGGCUUGAUAAAGGGAGGACUGAAAGGACAAAAGGGAGAACCAGGUGCUCAGGGCCCACCUGGCCCAGCUGGGCCCCAGGGUCCUGCCGGUCCAGUGGUACAGAGCCCCAGCUCGCAACCUGUCCCUGGAGCACAAGGACCCCCGGGACCUCAGGGGCCACCAGGGAACGAUGGUAUUCCGGGAAAGGAUGGUGAACCGGGUGACCCUGGUGAAGACGGGAGACCGGGUGACACUGGACCUCAAGGCUUUCCAGGGACCCCAGGAGACGUGGGCCCUAAGGGUGAGAAGGGAGAUCCUGGUGUUGGACCUCGAGGACCUCCAGGGCCACCAGGGCCACCAGGACCCUCCUUCAGACAGGACAAGCUGACCUUCAUUGACAUGGAGGGAUCUGGUUUCAGCGGAGACCUAGAAAGCCUCAGAGGCCCACGAGGUUUCCCUGGCCCCCCAGGACCCCCUGGUGUCCCAGGACUACCUGGUGAGCCAGGCCGCUUUGGGGUCAACAGUUCCUAUGCACCGGGACCUGCAGGCCUUCCUGGUGUGCCUGGGAAGGAAGGACCCCCGGGUUUUCCUGGUCCCCAGGGACCUCCAGGUCCUCCGGGCAAAGAGGGCCCACCAGGAGCGGCCGGCCAGAAAGGCAGCGUUGGUGACGUGGGUAUCCCAGGACCCAAGGGGAGCAAAGGAGACCUUGGACCCAUCGGUAUGCCUGGAAAGUCUGGCUUGACUGGGCCCCCUGGGCCAGUUGGACCCCCAGGACCUCCCGGGCCUCCAGGGCCACCAGGACCGGGAUUUGCUGCUGGAUUCGAUGACAUGGAAGGCUCUGGAAUACCCCUCUGGUCAGCAUCUCGAAGCUCUGAUGGGCUGCAGGGACCUCCAGGCUUGCCGGGACUCAAGGGGGAUCCUGGAGUGACAGGGCCACCUGGAGCCAAGGGAGAAGUUGGAGCGGAUGGAGCCCAGGGCAUCCCUGGUUCCCCAGGAAGAGAAGGUGCAGCUGGGCCCCCGGGGCCAAAAGGAGAGAAAGGGAUUCAGGGAGAAAAGGGAAACCCAGGAAAAGAUGGAGUAGGGCAGCCUGGCCUCCCUGGCCCCCCAGGACCUCCAGGGCCUGUGAUCUACGUGUCCAACGAGGAAAGAGCUGUACUGAGCACUCCAGGACCUGAGGGCAAGCCAGGGUACGCAGGCUUUCCUGGACCUGCUGGACCGAAGGGUGACCUGGGUUCCAAAGGCGAGCAGGGUCUCCCGGGGCCCAAGGGUGAGAAGGGAGAACCAGGCAGUAUCUUUAGCUCUGAUGGCAGAGCCCUGGGCCACGCCCAGAAGGGAGCCAAGGGAGAACCAGGCUUCCGAGGACCCCCGGGUCCUUACGGACGACCUGGGCACAAGGGUGAAAUUGGCUUCCCUGGACGGCCGGGUCGUCCCGGAACGAAUGGCUUAAAGGGAGAGAAAGGGGAGCCCGGAGAUGCCAGCCUUGCAUUUGGCAUGAGGGGAAUGCCUGGCCCCCCUGGGCCUCCAGGUCCCCCAGGUCCUCCAGGGAUGCCCAUCUAUGACAGCAACGCAUUUGUGGAGUAUGGCCGAUCUGGACUACCAGGACAGCAAGGUGUGCCGGGGCCUUCAGGACCAAAGGGUGACAAAGGAGAGGUGGGCCCACCUGGGCCACCAGGGCAGUUCCCUAUUGACCUUUUCCACCUGGAGGCUGAAAUGAAGGGGGACAAGGGAGACCGAGGGGAUGUGGGACAGAAGGGAGAGAGGGGAGAACCUGGGGCUCCUGGCGGUGGAUUCUUCAGCUCAAGUGUACCUGGACCCCCUGGACCCCCUGGAUACCCUGGACUUCCGGGUCCAAAGGGAGAGAGCAUUCGGGGCCCACCUGGCCCUCCUGGCCCUCAGGGACCUCCUGGCAUUGGCUAUGAGGGGCGCCAGGGACCCCCAGGACCCCCAGGACCCCCCGGCCCUCCCUCCUUCCCUGGUCCUCAUAGACAGACUGUCAGUGUUCCUGGUCCUCCGGGCCCACCUGGCCCCCCAGGUCCCCCAGGAGCCAUGGGUGCCUCUGCCGGGCAGGUGAGGAUCUGGGCCACCUACCAGACCAUGCUCGACAAGAUACGCGAGGUGCCUGAGGGUUGGCUCAUCUUUGUGGCCGAGAAGGAAGAACUCUAUGUUCGCGUUAGAAAUGGCUUCCGGAAGGUGCUGCUGGAGGCCCGGACAGCCCUCCCGCAUGGGACGGGCAAUGAGGUCGCUGCCUUGCAACCACCAUUGGUACAGCUUCAUGAGAGCAGCCCGUAUACCCGGAGGGAGCACUCCUAUUCCACGGCACGACCCUGGCGAGCAGACGACAUCUUGGCCAACCCACCACGCCUGCCAGACCGCCAGCCUUACCCUGGCGUUCCACACCACCACGGUUCUUACGUGCACCCGCCACCAGCGCGCCCCACCACCUCACCUGCCCAUACUCACCAGGACUUUCAGCCAGUGCUCCACCUGGUGGCCCUGAACACCCCUCUGUCUGGAGGCAUGCGUGGUAUUCGUGGGGCAGAUUUCCAAUGCUUUCAGCAAGCCCGAGCCGUGGGGCUGUCUGGCACCUUCCGGGCCUUUCUGUCCUCUCGGCUGCAGGACCUCUACAGCAUCGUGCGCCGUGCUGACCGAGGGUCCGUGCCCAUCGUCAACCUGAAGGACGAGGUGCUAUUUCCCAGCUGGGACACCCUGUUUACUGGCUCCCAGGGUCAACUGCAACCUGGGGCCCGCAUCUUUUCCUUCGACGGCAGAGAUGUCCUGAGACACCCAGCCUGGCCGCAGAAGAGCGUAUGGCACGGUUCAGACCCCAGUGGGCGCAGGCUGAUGGAAAGUUACUGUGAGACAUGGAGGACUGAAGCGACAGGGGCUACGGGUCAGGCCUCCUCCCUGCUGUCAGGCAGGCUCCUGGAACAGAAGGCUGCGAGCUGCCACAACAGCUACAUCGUCCUGUGCAUUGAGAAUAGCUUCAUGACCUCUUUCUCCAAAUAGGGCCUCUGCCAGCUAGGAUGGCGGACGGAGGUGCUGCAGAACUUUUGACACAGUGCGGGGAGCACCCAGCCAGCACCCAGGGCCUGGCUGGGAUACGCUCCCGUAGAGUUCCCAUCUUAUGUAAUCCUCAAGAAAUAAAAGGAAGCCAAAGAGUAUAUUUUUUUAAAACAGACUUCCUGCCCUUCCUCCCCCCCACUUGAACUGGCCAGCCAGUAUCACAGUCCCUUCUUCCUCCACGCUUGGUAGAGAGCUUCCUGGCGAAGUCGGAUCAUAGCUGGGUCCCCGCGAGAGGCUGACGACUACAGUUGCUGCCUAAGACCUGCAGACGUUCACUAGCCUGGCGCCUUUCUGUGCAGACUGUUCAGAGAGCAGUCACAUGCACGCAUGUGCUGGGGACAGCGCAGGGCAGGCAGUGCAGGAUCCUCCCUCACUGCCCGGUGGCUGUGCCAGUUGUCCAGGUGGGCACCUGCUCAUCUAGGUGGUAACUGGGUCUAUACACACUUGACAGCGCUCCUGUCUCCCCCACUCUCCUGCAACCACACUCCCUGCCAGAGCAGGUUUCCGAGCUCAGUACUCACUGUGACCCCACAUCUGACCCUGUCCCCUGUCACCGUGGGCAGAGGCCAGACUUAGCCAGCGUGCUCAUUUUUUUUUCCAAGGGCCAGUAUGACAUGGGGCCCAUCCUCAGGUUUGUCUCUCAGACUGGCCUCUCUGGUGACUCCCUGAGACCCUGUCCAGAGCAAAACCCAACCCCAGCCAAGCCCGAGCGCCAGGGCAAGGCAACACCGUGCUCAUCAGCUUGACUCCACAAAUCCCGCAGCAGUUGCCCAAAGCACUUGUCCUAUGGAGGGACGUGUGUGCUCAGGGUCACAAAUGGCUAAUCAAAGCCACCGUGCCUGUCUCAGGCUCUGCUGUCCGAGGAAUGGGACAAUCCAGUGGGUCUGGGUCUGUGACAAUGUGUGAUAUGAAGCCAUUUCCCAGAGGCACCAAAUAAAAAUGACCUUUUAUACA
Molecule: messenger RNA, 6720 nt
Organism: Apodemus sylvaticus (European woodmouse)
Lineage: Eukaryota; Metazoa; Chordata; Mammalia; Rodentia; Muridae
Gene: Col18a1
Product: collagen type XVIII alpha 1 chain
Exons: 41
Coding region: 358-5709 (1783 amino acids)
Cellular component (GO): basement membrane
Molecular function (GO): protein binding
Source: RefSeq, a predicted model, not a curated record